Molecule: messenger RNA, 5545 nt
Organism: Phascolarctos cinereus (koala)
Lineage: Eukaryota; Metazoa; Chordata; Mammalia; Diprotodontia; Phascolarctidae
Source: RefSeq, a predicted model, not a curated record
CUCUCCUUUCCCUCCUUCUUUCUCCUCCCUUUCUCCCUCCCCUCCCUCCCUGGGCCGCCUUUCCUCCUCCUCUCUCCGACCGAUAAUUCAUUCUCCCCACCGGAGCCAGCCAGUCUGGGUGUCGCGGGAGGAUUGGGAGUGAGGAGGAAGAGGAAGAGGAAGAGGUCCACUGUCUUUCUUGGGGAGAGAAGAUGAGGAACUUCAGAGAUAUGAAGUGAGUUGCCGACUGUCACACAGCUAGUCUUCUGCCUACAAGACUACCUAAAGAAAGUCUGGAUCAGAAGCUGAGCCUCCAACAGGCCUGUGAGUCAAGGAGACAGCCUGGGACCCUCCCCAUUUUACAGGUGAAGAAACCAAGACUCAGACUAAAUGAUCCCGCAGGUCCAGGGGCCACACAGCAAUUGAGAGGCCACGCCAGGACCAUAAUUGAGCGCGGUAACCAGCCACGACUUCAGACAUCAGGUGAUGAAACCAGCUUCCCACCUGUGACAGAGAGUUUGGACCAUGGGGAGUAGCAAAAGCAAACCCAAAGACCCCAGUCAACGACGCCGAAGCCUGGAACCCACCGAGAGUGUCCUCCACAGUGGCUUCCCUGCCUCUCAGACCCCCAGCAAGGUGUCUGUGCCUGAUGCCCACCGAACUCCCAACCCCCAGUUUGGCUCAGCACCUGAGUCAAAGCUUUUUGGGGGUCUCAACAUGUCAGACACAGUCACCUCCCCGCAGCGUUCGGGGCCUUUGGCAGGUGGGGUGACCACUUUUGUGGCCCUGUAUGACUAUGAAUCCCGCACUGAGACAGACCUGUCCUUCAAGAAAGGGGAACGGCUGCAGAUAGUCAACAACACGAGAAAAGUGGAUGUCAGCCAGACCUGGUUCACAUUCAGAUGGCUCCAAAGAGAGGGAGACUGGUGGCUGGCCCAUUCACUCACCACUGGGCAGACUGGCUACAUCCCCAGCAACUACGUAGCCCCAUCUGAUUCUAUCCAGGCUGAGGAGUGGUACUUUGGCAAGAUCACCCGUCGAGAGUCUGAGCGGCUGCUGCUUAAUUCGGAGAAUCCCCGAGGCACAUUUCUGGUCCGGGAAAGUGAGACCACCAAAGGUGCCUAUUGCCUUUCUGUCUCUGACUUCGACAAUGCCAAGGGCCUCAAUGUGAAACAUUACAAGAUCCGCAAGCUGGACAGCGGAGGCUUCUACAUCACCUCCCGCACACAGUUCAGCAGUCUGCAGCAGCUCGUGGCCUAUUACUCCAAACAUGCUGAUGGCUUGUGCCACAGACUCACCAACGUCUGCCCAACGUCCAAGCCACAGACCCAGGGCCUGGCUAAGGAUGCCUGGGAGAUCCCCCGGGAGUCCCUGCGGCUGGAAGUGAAACUGGGUCAGGGCUGCUUCGGAGAAGUGUGGAUGGGGACCUGGAAUGGCACCACCAGGGUGGCGAUAAAGACCCUGAAGCCUGGCACUAUGUCCCCAGAAGCCUUCUUGCAAGAAGCACAGGUCAUGAAGAAGCUUCGGCAUGAGAAGCUGGUACAGUUGUAUGCUGUAGUGUCUGAGGAGCCCAUCUACAUCGUCACAGAAUAUAUGAACAAGGGGAGUUUGCUGGACUUCCUUAAAGGUGACAUGGGCAAGUAUCUUCGGCUGCCCCAGCUGGUGGACAUGGCUGCUCAGAUUGCAUCUGGUAUGGCUUACGUGGAAAGGAUGAACUACGUCCACCGAGACCUCCGGGCUGCCAACAUCCUGGUGGGAGAGAAUCUGGUAUGCAAGGUGGCAGACUUCGGGCUGGCUCGGCUUAUUGAGGACAACGAGUACACCGCCAGACAAGGUGCCAAAUUUCCUAUCAAAUGGACAGCUCCAGAAGCUGCCCUAUAUGGCCGAUUUACCAUCAAAUCUGACGUGUGGUCCUUUGGAAUCCUGCUGACUGAGCUGACAACCAAGGGUCGAGUGCCCUACCCAGGGAUGGUGAACCGGGAGGUGCUGGACCAGGUUGAGCGGGGAUACCGGAUGCCCUGCCCACCAGAGUGCCCUGAAUCCCUGCAUGACCUCAUGUGCCAGUGCUGGCGAAAGGACCCCGAAGAACGACCCACCUUUGAAUACCUCCAAGCAUUCCUGGAGGACUACUUCACAUCCACAGAGCCCCAAUAUCAGCCUGGGGAGAACCUAUAGAGUUGGGCUGGGGCCCUGGUGCCAAAGACUCCCUCUUGUCCCUCAGGAUUGCCCUGAGGGCUUGCUGGGCCAGAGGCCUAUCCAGCUGAGACCAUGGUGCUGUAGCUAUGGUGGGCUCUUCCCAGAGCUUGGGCAAUGGGCCACUUCUUCCCCCCUUGCCUGGCCAAAGGGACUUGGUCACCCCCUCCCUGCCAACAGUUUGUUGAUGAUGAUUUUGUCCUUGAGGUGAGCAGCAGUGAGGUGGUGGCCCCAGAGCUGCCAGUUAUGGAGCUGAAAGGCUGAAUGUCUAAGCCUUAGGCCUACUCUGCCAUGGGCGUUCCAGCUCCUAGCCUCCCUCUGCUCAUUGGGAGGAUGGAGGGACCAGAUUCUUGGAGCAGCAGAUCUCAGCACUGAAGGUCAACGUGGGCACUGAAGACCCCUUUCCCUUCCUUAACUGUCCUUUGUCACUCACUCCCUCCUCCCCCAAAAAAACCAUGUUACCUUUCCUGGGCUAACUGCCUUGUCUGGUGUUACCAGCCAGUACAACAACAGGUUCUUAUGGAAAAAAAGAGCUUGGGGCGUUUCUUGGGUGGAUUAGGGAUGUUCAGAGCCGUUUCUGCUCACAGCUGAGCCACAUCUAGCUCAGCCCAAAGGGCCUGGAGCCUGCCCAGACAAGGGCAAGGCCCAUAUCUGGCUCAGUGUGAAUCAGGUUGCAGAUAUCAGUCUUCCAGUCCCUGUCUCCAGUCUAGUCUCCUUCCUUCAACAGUUAACACCACAGGACUUGUCCGUUAGAAAAUCACGAUGAAGAUAUCUUCUUAACAUUUUCUGGGACCUCAUGUUGAGGACUUUCCUCUUCUCCUUGAAACUGGUCGAACAUUUCUAAUGAAUGCUUUCUCUGAGAUCACUCCCAUUUAAUGUUUGGCUGUGGUCGGCUCAGUGUUUAGGCCUAGUACCUAUCAAACCCUUUCCCCCACCUCCUGUUGCUGAUUUAUUUAUUCCCAGCUUCUUGCUCCUGAGCUGUCCAAAGAUCCCCUUUUCCAAGGCGAAGAGCCACCUCUCACCCAGGGGUCCUCCAGGGCUGCAGGGCUCAUUCCUUUCCCUCACCCUUCACUCAUACACUCUUCCCUGUCAAUCCAUGGGGGUAAGAGGUCUUGCAGCCCCUAGCCACUGUGCUUGCAACCCCUUUGCGUUAGAGUUGACCUUUUAUCCCCAUGAGGGACUAAAUCUUACAGAGCUCUAAGGGCAUGUUGGAGGACCCAACCCAUCACAGCUUCACUCUUCACUUUCUCAUAGAUCAGCAGCAGGUCCUGAUCCUUUGGGGCUGCAGGCUUUACAAUGACUUCCUUCAAAUCUUCCUUCCCUUGUUCCAGACCAGUGCAGUGUCUCCAGGGCUCUACAUGGGAUGCCCACUGAGCACUGGGCUCCAUCAUUAAAGGCUGGUAUAGAAUCCUCACUUGAUCCCUCCCAUGCUUUCCACUCCUUCCCCCUCCUCAAGAAUGUUCUUCCUCCAGGGUGGGGCUUCUAGGGCUUCUAAUUUGGGGAGGAAGGAGGUGGAAUAGGGGAAGAACCAGAAAAGUCAGGACAGAGCUAGGGACUGGUCAGCAGCCGUUAGUGGUCUAAGUCCAUCACAGUUCUCUUCCUUUUCUGAACUCAGUCCCUGUUAUCCUUAAAGAUUUAUUAUUUGUUUUUCCAAUUCUGACCAGGUGACUUCAGGCUCUAAAGACAUCAACUAGUCUAAUGACCCCAUUUUACAGGGGAUGAAACAGGCCCAGCAGAGGGAAAAGAACUUUUCCCUCACAGUGAAUUAGCGAAUUAGUGGCAGGAGUGGGGACUUGAGAAUCCUGAAACAUGACAACAGCUGGAGAAUCUGACAGCUUAAAACCUGUUUCCAAAGCUGAGAACAUGAUGGUCUUUGUUCCGGGGAGAUGGGAACAGAAGCAGUGACCAAGAUGACCAGCAACACCCUCACCCCUUCCAAGGUGGUGCACCCCAGACCAUUCUUAGCACCAAAUGACCAAAUGUGCUGGUUGAGAGGGAAAACCCAAUAUGGCCACAGAGAAAUCGGGGGAGGGGGAGAGGGUUUGGUGUCUUUUUUUUUUUUUGGUGGUGGUGGGGGAGUUUCAUAGUCUCCAAGUUGGAAGUGACCUUAGAAGUUCUACAGUCCAACCCCCUGUCAGUAUCCCUGAUGGGAUUAUCCAGCCUCUGCUUGGAAACCAAUGACAGGAAACUUGCUCCCUUUAAAAUAAUUUAAAUGUGCCAAGAGAACUUGGACCUGCUCCUCCAACUCAUGAGGCAGGAGAAAAGUGGUGGGGCCUGGUAGAAGGAAUCUAAAAUCUGGUGACAGAAACAACUGUCAAAGAUAAGGAACCUGGCCCUAGAGUCUUUCCUGGGUCAGAACACUGCCUGACAGGGGCCUGGCAUUUCUUAUAGACCCUGAAGGCUCACAGCCAUUUUUGGCUAGGUCUUCCUCAUUCCUAUCCCUCCUUUACCCUCACCCCCACCCCUAACCUCCCAUCUUCAACCUUGUCUUUCAAGCACAGACCCUGACAAGGUUGUUAAUGCUGAUGGCAACAGGGAUGGAGGGAGCAGCAUUUCCUCAGAAACUUAACUUUGCAAAAGAGGUCCUCAAAAGGUCGGGAAGCCAAGGUUGGCGUGUGUGUGUGUAUGUGGGUGCAUGUGUGUAGCUGUGUGUCCAUAUUUAACAUGUAAAAAAUCCUUUGGGGAACAUUGUACAUUACCUUUUUCCUAUUCCACAUCCCCCAGUGAUAGGCCCAGUCUGUCAUCCCUCCCACCUCUCAGUAGUAUAGCAAUAAUGACCACAGGCACCCUGGGGUUCACUUGCCCAGUGCUGGGUCAGCCCAGUGCCUGGGGCUGCCACACCUGGGGCUAAUCUCUCCAAUCUCUGCACCAAUUAGCUGAGAAUGCAGGCUCAGGCCCAGGGAGCCCCAGGAAGAGGUGGCUGGGAUUCCUUGUGCCAACCAGGCCUUGCCUAUAAGGAAGGGCACUGGUGAUGGCCUCCCUAGAUGCCUCAGGCAGUUCUGAGGGUUUCACCACUUCCAUUCUUCAACCUCCCCUCCCUCACGCCCAGCCAAUAAAGAGGUAAUUUGUUACCUAAUGAAACUGUACCAUAAUGAUUGCUGUCACUGUCUGGAUGCUCUUUAGCAUUCCUGUCCUUCUGAAGAACUCAGUCCCUUGCUACAAGAGGUUCUGAAGCUGUCAUUUUUUAAAACAGUGUUUUGUAAAUUCCAGAUGACUAUGCAGAGGCCUUGGGGUCUCUCGCCCUCACCCUGGUUUGGCUAUGCGUAGCAUUCAGCCUUGGUGGGGGGCGGGGAGGGAGGAAUGUUUUGAGAAUUGCAAAAAGGUGGUUUGUAAAUACUUUGCAUUUUGUCUGAUUAAACACAAACAGACCUCA